Solanum verrucosum is the source of this 768-nucleotide messenger RNA. Its product is annotated as protein OBERON 2-like. The record is from RefSeq and is a predicted model, not a curated record. The transcript has 4 exons. The coding region runs from base 1 to 768 and encodes 255 amino acids. NCBI's taxonomy places the organism in Eukaryota, Viridiplantae, Streptophyta, Magnoliopsida, Solanales, Solanaceae.
AUGGGUCAAAGAGACUUCGUAUCUGUGUUCCGACGUUCCAUUGAGUCUGGAACGUCGAGUUUGGUUGGCUUGGUAAAGGAAAUUUUAAAGGGGCUUUUCGAGAUUCUUCAAUUGGAUAUUGGUUUUGACUCAGAUACGAAAGAGAGGACUACAUCUUCAGGGACAAAAAUGCAGCCUUUACUGUCUGAUUCUCCUUUCGGAGCCAUAAUUUGUAAGGCUGGUAACCGAAUCUGUAGCAGUUUAACAGCAGAAAAUCCUUUGACGGGCACCAGAUUUUGUGAUCUCUGUUGCAGUGAGCCUGGUUUUUGCGGAGACUGCUGUUGUAUACUUUGCCGUAAGCUUAUCACUUUGGACUAUGAUGGGUACAGUUACAUCCGAUGUGAAGCUACAGUAGUUGAUGGCCACAUAUGUGGACAUGUUUCCCAUCUAGAGUGUGCUCUACGAGCUUACAUGGCUGGGACGGUCGGAGGAAGCAUCAAUUUGGAUGCAGAGUAUCUCUGUCGAUAUUGUGAUUCAAGGACGGAUUUGGUUCCACAUGCUUUGAAGCUUUUAAACAUUUGCACAUCUGUUGCUUCUUAUGCUGACAUCGAAAAGAUUUUGAAUGUUGGCAUUUGUAUUUUGCGUGGCUCACAAAAAAGUAGUGCAAAAGAGUUGUUGCAUCGUAUUGAAUCAAUCAAUGCAAAGCUUAUGAAAGGAGUCAGCAUUCAAGAUGCAUUCAAAAAGGAAAUCUGUGUGGAUAGCACUGGUAACUUCUCUGCCUUGUCAUAG